This is a messenger RNA of Orbicella faveolata, 2755 nucleotides long. RefSeq lists its product as uncharacterized. The record is from RefSeq and is a predicted model, not a curated record. NCBI's taxonomy places the organism in Eukaryota, Metazoa, Cnidaria, Anthozoa, Scleractinia, Merulinidae.
UGUGUGAUAAAUGGUAACGAAUGACGUUUAAGAUUUGUCAACUAUAUUUAUCUAGAAAGCAAAUAAGAAAAACAAAAGGUAAACAGUACAUGUCCCUACAUUGAGAUAACAGCAGGCUCACAUGCGAAAAGAAAAUUGACUCGCAUCGAGCAUGAAUAUUUCUCACGAAAUGUUGAUUAAGUUUUAAUUUCUUAUUGAAGAAAAGCUAAUGGAUAUGGAUGUAAGGAAACUCAACUCUCGUUACGCAGGAGGGAAAAAGUUCUAUACGCGAGCGAGCCAAGAAGAAGAGAAAUGUUUUCCAGCAAUAACAAAUAAUUAUCAGUAUGAAAGACAGAGAAAAACAGAAACGUCCUUCCGCGAUCGAAGUCAGCAAGAAACCAAGACAACCCUAAAGCAAGAAAAGAAGGCAUUUCGUCUGCCCCGUAUAAGUGUUAAGAGAGAAUCCUUCAGCAUGUGCAAAAGAUGUUACUCUCAUGCUAAUCUUUGCACUUCCUCAAGUAACAAUUUUGAUAGCAACACAUUACCAUUUAACUCAUUUGCGGCGAAAAAGGUCAACUUUCAUGGCACUGUGAAGUUUGCUGGAGCUGCCGCUAACUCGAGAAGCAGUCAAAGGCUCUUACAGUCAUUACGGAUAGUCGAUCUAAACAUAAGCGAGAAUAAACCAAGUUUUCAGCGGGAAAAUAGCCUGAGGAUUUGCCCUAUGGAGCUAUUCCCCAGACACACAAGGAAAGCUAUCAAGAGCCAUCCUGUGAAACUAUCAAGGCCUGAGCUACAAGCCACAUAUCCUACACUGAAACUCGCACCUAUCGAUAAAAACGCAAUUUUUGCUUUAUCACCGUCACUGUCUUUAAGUGUCGAGUCCUUGGAUUCAAUCAUUGGUGGUGCGCUUACGCUCACGCAGCCACCCCCGGACAUUCUUUCUUCUUGUUCGCCUUCAGAGAUCGAUUUUACACCUCCUUCUACUCCUUAGCAAGUGAUGGAGAAAUACAGAAGAUCCAGGACGCUCGCGAUACAAGUCACUAAUUCAAAAUAGUUGCAUAGAUCCUCAAGAUUACAUGUCAUUACGUAACAUUGAAUUCACCUGAAAUUUAGGUUCUGAAAUUUAGUUUCUUUCAGCUGAAUCUGAAUUUGACUUGACUGAAUGUUCUCAGAUUUGGCGUUCAGUCAUUUCGAUUGAAUUUUGGGAUAUUGUUUCAACGGAAACGUGAAUAAUGCACGGGACGAACACUACAGAACCUUGAAGACAGUUAAAUGACAGUGAGAUUUAACAGAAUUUUGCUAUUCUGUUUCUUCACACUGAUCGCCUGGUAGUCGUGCAUUUUUCGAAGAAAAUUCCAAGAGUUGUACUAUUUUUUUUUUAAUUCGAGGAACAAAACUAAUUGAAGCGAAAGGAAAUAACUCUUUAUUCUCCUCGAUAUGCAAAUUUAGAAAUAUGCCAUUGCAGGUGCUUGUGUUGUGUAUUAGAAAAAAACAACAUGCACAACCGGAGAAAAAUACAUAAUCACGAAAACGCAAAUUUAAUGGACUUACGUUGUGUUUCCACUGCAGGAUAUUUUCAAAUGUGUUUCCAUUGUGAAUCAAUUAAUCUUAACGAAAAGGCGGCAGAACAAAUGAUUUUUGUGAUCACAUUAUAGCAAAAUUGGGCAGAAAUCCAUGUCCCGCCAGACGGGAGUACAUAGUAUUUUGGAAAAUAUCUGUUCGAGUAAAAGAAAUAACCAUUCAAGGUUUUUUGGUUUCAUGCUCAAAGACGAAGUGACGCUAAGGAAACUGCUUAAAAUCAAAAAGGAAAACUAAAACACUAAUAAUUACGGUUUAGCGGUUUUCGUUUGAAGUUUUAGCGGAGAUGCGAUUCUAAGUUUGUUUCGUACCUAUAUCGUUUACGAGGUGGUCGGACAAAAACAGGAUUAGAAAAACAUUGUGAUCAACUUCCGUAAAAAUAGAAACAACAGCUCGCCAUCACAUCUUUGUGGCACAUAGAAUACCUAAUUAACAUUCACUCAAACGGUGUUUUUUUGUAGUUCCAUAAAUUUCAAAGCCAAAAGGCGAUAUUUAGGCAUAUUGACCUGUGUGCCAAUAUCUUUCACAGCGUUCAUUGUUUGCAAGCAAACAAAAUUGACACAGUCGUGAUAUUUUUAUUUUUGUGAAGAGGAUUGUCCAUUAUGUUUGUUGGCGAGAGAACAUAUUUUUAGACCUGCAGUUUCCUUUUCGAUCAAAACGUUUGUUUUUCUUUCAUUCUCAGAGCAAACGUAUUUGAAAUUUGGACAUUCAAGUCGCUUUUAAUGAACUGUGCACUGAUAAAUGUGACGCCAUUUCAGCAAAAACUAAAAUAAAAGCUCUUUUAAUUUAUAGAUAGUAAAAGUCUUAUCAUUUUUUGUUAAGUGCGCAUUUUUUUUUUUUAAAUUUAAAGAUCAUUUUGGUUUUAUGACUGAGAGACCCUGAACUGGUUCUCUUACAGCAAAAAAGAUUUCUUCUUUUCUUUACAGAAUGAGAUCAAUUUUGAUAUUGUAGAAGGAGCCUUUCAGAUAUACGAGUCUUUCGUCUAAUUUGUUUGUUGAUCGUGCGUGGGAAGACACAAAGUGGACGAGUGGAUUAGAUAAGAAAUUACGGUAGCUUGUAAGAUACCGUUACCAUAGUUACUGAAUUAAUCGAACUAAUUAUGCAGGCAUUACUGUUUUUUAUUUCUAACUUUCUCCUUCCGAUGUAUUAAACUUAAAAAAUCCUUUCAGUUUAGUCAUUAAAAUCUCUAAUUUCAGCA